AUGGCAGAACCCAGGUAUAGUGCCAUUGAAGACUAUGGGCUGAUCGGAGACAUGCACACUUGUGCUCUGGUGAGUAAGGCCGGCAGCUUGGAUUAUAUGUGCUGGCCAGUCUUUGAUUCGCCCUCUAUCUUCUGUCGUCUAUUGGACGACAAGAAGGGCGGAUUCUACUCCGUUGCGCCCCAAGGGACGGAUGACCACCAUAGCAAGCAGCGGUACUUGCCAUAUUCGAACCUACUGGAAACUCGAUGGACCAACAAUGACGGUGUCGUGAUAAUGCUGGACUACUUCCCCGUGAGCCCCAAGAAGGGUGGUCAUGCUGGCCGGGUGCUGUCGGGUUAUUGCCCAUGCAAUGAGCCCGGAGCCAACCGCUUCAAGUCGGGUCUGCAGCACUCAGGUCUGAUAAGAAAGCUGGAAUGCAGCCGUGGCUUCAUGGAGCUAAAGGUAGAACUGUUCCCAGCGUUCAAUUAUGCACGAGAUACGCACACCGCUCGCGCAAAAUUGGAGAACGACAUGUCCAGGCACCGCCUCCAGACGGUCCAUUUUGAGAGUGAGUCGGAGCGGCUGCAGCUCGAGAUCUUUGCCGAUUCGCGAGAGCCCGAUAAGCUUGGGUACCCCAAGGCGAAACUCAGUCUGGAGGAGAAACCAAGUUUGAAGGGUCGCGGACUGGUGGCAUAUAUCCGCCUGUCGGAGGGACAGACGGUGCACCUUGUCCUCCACAGUCCCGAGAACGCGGUUCCUAGCACGGCAAUGAUGGCGGCAUACCUGUCAAAAAUGGAGGAGGAAACAUUCGACUACUGGACUGACUGGACUCGGAAGUGUGCAUUCCGUGGACACUACCGGGAGACCGUUGAGCGCAGCCUUUUGAUCCUGAAGCUGCUCACCUACAAGCCCACCGGGGCCAUUGUUGCCGCUCCUACCUUUUCUCUCCCUGAAGAUGUGGGCGGCUCCCGUAACUGGGAUUACCGUUUCUCUUGGGUGCGCGACACGGCCUUUACACUAUACGUCUUUCUGAAAAUGGGCUACAGUCGUGAGGCAGAAGCGUACGUGAACUUUAUCUUCGAACGGAUCUUCCCGCACGCUCUCGAGGAGGCAGAUGCGGGAAGCAAGCGGCCCUUCCUGCCGCUCAUGUUCACGAUCCGCGGCGAGUGCGACAUUCCCGAAGUGGAACUUGAUCAUCUCGAUGGUUACAGAGGAAGCAAGCCUGUGCGCAUUGGCAACGCCGCCGUGUUCCAUACUCAACUGGACAUCUACGGCGAACUCUUAGACAGUAUCUACCUGUUUAACAAGCAUGGCAAUCCAAUCACCUAUGACCAGUGGUCUGCGAUCCGGCGCAUGGUCAAUUACUGCGUCGGCGUACGUCAUCAGAAGGACAUGUCCAUUUGGGAGUCCCGUGGCCAGAUCCAAAACUUCAUCUACUCAAAGGUCAUGCUGUGGGUGGCUCUGGACCGUGGUAUCCGCUUGGCAGAGAAGCGCGCCAGCCUCCCCUGCCCUGACCGUUUCCAAUGGAUCAGGAUCCGCGACGAACUCUAUGACGAGAUCAUGGAGAAAGGCUACAAUGUAGACCGUGGUCACUUCUGCCAGAGCUAUGAGAGCCGAGACGUGCUGGAUGCCUCGAUUUUGAUCGCGCCGCUCGUCUUCUUCAUCGCACCUAACGACCCGCGGUUCAUCAGCACUCUGAAGCAGAUCCUAAAUAGCCCGGAAAAAGAGGGGCUGUCCAGUGCCAAAAUGGUCUUCCGAUACGAUCAUGUGAAAGCUAAUGAUGGCAUGACCGGGGGCGAAGGUGCCUUUAUCAUGGUUACCUUCUGGCUGGUUGAAGCCAUGGCUCGGGCUGCCAGAUAUGACGUCCCAAUUCCCAAUAUUUGGAAACUCGCGCUCUCUCACUUCGACAACAUCUUGUCCUACUCGAACCACUUGGGCAUGUUCUCUGAAGAAGUGGCCAUCUCGGGGGAACAGAUGGGUAAUACUCCUCAGGCAUUCAGUCAUUUGGCUUGUAUCAGUGCUGCUAUGAAUCUGGAGAAGCUGGGCCGGGAAUGA
Molecule: messenger RNA, 2034 nt
Organism: Penicillium cinerascens
Lineage: Eukaryota; Fungi; Ascomycota; Eurotiomycetes; Eurotiales; Aspergillaceae
Product: glycoside hydrolase family 15 protein
Exons: 3
Coding region: 1-2034 (677 amino acids)
Biological process (GO): carbohydrate metabolic process
Molecular function (GO): hydrolase activity, hydrolyzing O-glycosyl compounds
Source: RefSeq, a predicted model, not a curated record